GUUGCUGUGCAUGCACGAUGCCGAGGAGGAGGAGGAGGAGGAGGCGGCGGAGGAGGAGGCGGCACAGAGGAGAGGACAGCCCUGCUGCUGCUGCUGCUGCUGCUGCUGCUGCUGCUGCUGGCAGAAGAGGGGGGAAGUUUGACAAAUCGCCCCGGAGGAAGGAGGAGGGGAAGCCCCCCGAAGAGGAAGAAAAAUCUAUUGAACUUCCGAUCGGACGGAUUUCAGCUGCAAACGCGGAGCCCUUCACGUGCAUUAGCUUCUCCGGGGGUCACAGUCUAUUUCAGAGAGCCAGAACCCAGACUCCGCACACGAGGCUCGGCGCUGAGCUCGCCCUUCCCGGCACUUCCAAAGCCAGGUACCAAUUAUUUCCCAGUCCCACCGUCAGACGACCAACCCCGCUCAGCGUCCCGCCCGCUCGGCACCGCGCCCGCCCCGAGCCCCGUCGCUGCCCCUUCCGCCGCCCGUCCGCACCGCAGCUCCCGAGCACGGCGGCAGCGGCUGAGUUGCGGGGGGCCCCGCACACGGACAGCGCGGCGGCGGCCAGCGGGGAUUCCCGGCUAAGUUCGCCGACUUGGCUCGGCCCCGAGCAGGGGGGGGGUUCGCCGGGGACUGCGGGGCGCGCCGAGCGCCGGGGCCGGGCCCCCACCUGCCCGCUGCAGGCGCGGAGCGGAGCGGGGGGCAGCGCCGGCACCGCCGGCUGCGGGGAGCGCCCGGUGCCCCCCGGAUGCGCGGGGGCCGCCGCGGCUUCGCCCGGUGCGGAACAAAGGAGGAGCGGUUCGCAUCAGCGCUGCCGGGACGGACGCGCCUCUGCCAAGUUUGUUUAAGAACACGGCUGCCCGCGCCCGACAACGAUCCCCGGCUUUUGUGCAAUACAAAGCGUUGUCAAUAACUAUUACAGCGGCGGCAAUUAUCUGAGGAGAGAACAAAGGCGUUUUGUAAUAUCUACAUAACUUUAUUAGAGCAAAAUUAUUUUUAAAUGCCUACGAAUUCCCAAACCUCCUGAGUACAAAUGAAUAAAAGUUUUUCUCCGGGCUAAAA
This is a messenger RNA of Numida meleagris (helmeted guineafowl), 1038 nucleotides long. RefSeq names its product translation initiation factor IF-2-like. The transcript has 3 exons. NCBI's taxonomy places the organism in Eukaryota, Metazoa, Chordata, Aves, Galliformes, Numididae. The coding region runs from base 18 to 824 and encodes 268 amino acids. The record is from RefSeq and is a predicted model, not a curated record.